Meloidogyne enterolobii is the source of this 639-nucleotide messenger RNA. NCBI's taxonomy places the organism in Eukaryota, Metazoa, Nematoda, Chromadorea, Rhabditida, Meloidogynidae. The record is from the annotation of a GenBank genome assembly.
AAACUCUUAAAAAAUUAUUUUUUUUUCAAUUUUCUAGUAAUCUCCAAACACAAGGACAGAAUUGAAGCUUUGUUUGCUAAAGAAAAGGAACGUUGUAAUGAAUCUAUAAAUCAACAGUCCAAACGUAUUAGUCUUUUGCAAAUUGAAAAUGUUAGAUUAAACGAUCUUAUGGAGAAUAUUAGUCAACAAAAGUUACUCGAAAAACAAACUUCUUCAAACAACACCACCUUUCUCCUACCAAAAAUGGAUUCUCCACCUUUGGAAACCAAAAACAAUUUGGUAGAAGAUCCAUUUGACAAAAAAGAAGAGGAAGAAGAAAAUAUUCCCGCUAUUCCAGCACAAAUUAAAAAACCUCCAAACAUUAACAAUUUGGAAGAAAAUCAAUUAAAAUUGAAUAACAAAAAAUCUUCUCUUUCGCGUAUAACAAAAAAAGAGCAGCCUAAUGGAGGGGAAAAACAUUUUGAAGAAGAUUAUAAUAUUUUUAGAAGAAAAAAUAAACUUCGAGAAGAUUUGGUUUUUAAACGAGGGGAGGGAGAAGGAAAUGAAGGAGAAGAAAAUAAACAAAAAUUAUCUCCUGAAGAAAUUAAAAAUGUAAAGGAAGAAGAAAAAGAGGAGGAAGAAUAUGUUGGAAAGGAAUAA